This is a messenger RNA of Penicillium subrubescens, 4302 nucleotides long. Its product is annotated as DUF3433 domain-containing protein. The transcript has 3 exons. Lineage: Eukaryota; Fungi; Ascomycota; Eurotiomycetes; Eurotiales; Aspergillaceae. The record is from RefSeq and is a predicted model, not a curated record. Bases 1 to 4302 code for a protein of 1433 amino acids.
AUGACCUCCCGCCAAUAUAAUGCGAAUGAGGAUCGCAAUCUUCUAGGAAACACCAAGUCCUAUUUUUCUCAUAUUGUUCGUCCUAGUCGCUCUUCUUCUCGAGAGGGGUCCUCUGAGCGAGACGAUUCCAGCAACAAUGCGCCGACUCCAGGAGCCGACCAGAGGGCACGCGCAGAACCUAGUGAAAAGGGAUCAGGAGUCUGGUCGAAGGAUUGGUUCCCUUAUACAUUCACACAUUGGUUUCUUGGAGUAACGACUUUGGUCGCGCUUGCACUGUGCUUAGUUUGCUUCUUGCUAUGGUGGACGUCUUCGACAAAUUAUGGUUUGGGGCCUGAUGAUGGCUCUUCUUCGCUUUUGUUCGGAUGGCGGUAUAGUCCGACUUUGAUCGCCGUAAUAUAUGUUCAAAUGACCACAGUUCUCUUGCAAGAUGUCAAGCGUACAGAGCCCUACGCCCGUUUGGCACGGCCAGGUGGUGCAGAUGCGUCGUGCAGCAUUCUCAAGGCGCCGGGUGCUUGGUGGACUGCACUAUACGAUGGGUUCGCGAAGAAGAAGAACGGUGGUCGCAGUGCCAUCUUGAUCUGCGCAUCGCUGGUCAAUAUCAUCGGAUUCUUGGCCAUUUCUACCCUUUCGUCUGCUUUCCUCUUCUCCGAGGAGGUUGUCGUCCCGAAAUCGAUGGAUUUUUUUAGUCUGGCGCCGGCGGCAGGCUCGACUUUGCCUCUUGAUGCAGACCGGACAACACAUUUUCGAACGAUUGCGAAUCUCUUACAAAAUGUCUCGACUUCGCCAUGGAUCACCGAUCAUUAUACAAUUCUACCCUUUUGGCCCGCUGGAUUGGAUACCGCGCCCGUGACUUCCCUGCCGACCAGUUCGACUCAAAAAUGGACGGCAGAGACUAUGAUGUUCAAGAGCGAUUUGACCUGCACACCGAUGAAAUUGGAAAAGAAAGCCAGCGGGCCUAUCAUUUAUGAUGAAGGCUACUCGCCGACGGAUUCGACCUCUACAAUCUGGUCGUCCCCCGAUGGGUGCAGAUAUGGAAUGUCGGCAUCCACACACUUCUGGAGCACUGGGGGUGGCAGUUGGUCUGACGCGUCUGAUUUCUACUACGCCGAAUCUUCACUGGGCAUGGGUGGAGGCAGAGUGUCAAGCUCUAAUCAUACCUCGGAAUGCAAUGGGCGGCAAAUUAUCAUCAUUACGGAAUCGUCGGAAAUCCAGAACGCGGCCUUUUCGGCACAAGUCUGCGAUACAACCUACUACAUGGCCAAUAUCACGGCAUCUGUUGCUUUGACCGGUGAUGUGCCCGACAUUUCGUUUGAUGCGAAUGAGUUUGAGCAGAAGAAAGUCGUAAUCCCGGAGAGUGUGCUCAACACUACUGCCAUGCGGAAUAUGACCCUCAAUGAGAAUUGGCCCACAUAUAUGAUAUCUAUCUUGUGGUCAGGAACUGCCACGCUAGGAGGUCCAUCGGUUCUACUAGGCGCACUUUACGACUAUAACAUGACGACUAUGGCCAGGGACCCGAAUUGGGUGAUAUCCGCUGCGACUGCGAAUCAACGCUACUUUGGUGAAGUGCUACAGGCAGCGCUGACCCAUCAGGGUGCCUCUCAAAGAGUCCCUAUGCAAGGCACAUUGCAUGAUAUUGAAACACGAGUCGUGGUGCAAACCGGCCCCGCAGUGGCCUUGGGAGUCCUAUUUGCAGUUUCAUUCUUCCUCUUGCUUGCUGUCUGGUGGUGCUCUCAAUCUCGGCGUAGACCGUUGCACUUGAAGGAAGAUCCAGCGUCAACUCUCGGCGUGGCCGCUCUAAUAGCGCACAAUGGUCGAGUGAACUCAGGAUUUCAGAAUUUCAGGCAGCCGUCGGCGAAAGAUCUCAAUGAAAGAUUAAACGGACAGAGAUUCUAUACCGACUCUCAUGGGCUGUCUCGCCUGAACCCGUCAGAUACAUUGAAUCAUGAUGUCGAUCAAUCUAAAAAUGGGACCCCAGGGCUGCUUCGUCUCCCUGCCCUCAUUGCUCUGAUCGUGGUUUUAAUUGCGGUCUUUGUUGGCGUGUGUGUUUUGUGGCACUUUGCCGUCAGUGUGGGCUUGUAUGAGAAAGCCUUUGUUUAUCAUGUGAACAUUUCUUUCCUGAGCAACAGUAUUUCCUCGGUCGCACCCGUAUCAAUGAUUCCUACUUUGAUAGCCACAAUCAUUGGAUUGUGGUGGAGCGCCAUCGAUGAUACCUUCCGUCGCCUUCAACCUUUUUUAGCCAUGGCUGAUGGAGAUCCUCCGAUCUCGCGAGGUGCUGGCCUGUCAUACCAGUCAUCAUUCUGGUUGUGGGCAUGUUUCAAGGCCGCUAUGAACAGGCAUUGGCUUCUUUCGCUGUUGACAUUGGGUAGCACUCUUUCACCUGUUUUUACAACCACCAUGUCAGCCUUAUUUGACCGCGGACCAGGCGUGGUCACCCAGCCAAUCACUCUUGAUCGUAGCCUUGAAAUCCGUCAAAUUCCAUUUGUUUUUGAGACAAAACAGGCUGUCUACCCGGACACAAAUAACGACUACGCUGCCUACAUUCUCGCUGAUCUCUACAAAAACAUCUCCACUCAUUGGAUGUAUACCGCCACGAUUCAGCUAGCUCUCAACGGAUCCGAGCCCGCAUGGAGCAAGGAAGGUUGGAGCUUUGUCCCAGUUGAUACGCACACGGUUAGCAAUGUCGAGCUACCUAACGAUCUCGAUGAAUCCGACAGGGCUGCCUCGGGGGCUCCAUCAAACGUCACUUUCACAACGCCCGCCAUGCGCGCCCGCAUUGAGUGCUCAACAUACCCAGUUGAAGCUUUUAUGAACGUAUCCCAUUGGCUCACACCCACGGAUCUGAGCAACUCCACGACGUGGAACCGGAGCACCAUUCCUCAUGAUCUCCAAGAAGGCUUUGAACUAGGUACAAGCUGGAUCUAUCAAAAGAGUCCCAGCGUCAUUCUACCUUUAUCAGGAAACGAGACUAUAAAAACCUGUGACGGGUGCACUACCGUCUUCGUCAACCCUAGCUCAAUCACCUGCUGUGGAAAUUCCAGCAGCAGCGCCUGGGAUCCCAGUGUAGCUGUUGGGUACUGGUCUCCAAAUGCCAACCUGUCACAAUGGUCAACUAAAUACUGGCACCAGAAUUUCACGCUCAAAUGGAUCUACGGAAAUGCUGUCACGGGCAUCAAUGCCAACCCUACAACGGAGAACAUCACUUAUAACAUUCCGUUGUUGUUCCCCUCGCCACCGUCAAUGACAUUGAUGAACUGCAGACCGUUAGUUGAGUCGGCCAACGCAGAUGUCACUGUUAACCCGGCGAAUGGAGAGAUCCAGACCUACAACAUUACUGGUCACCCCACAGAAUUGGUAGAGGCUUUUGCGGAUAACUUUCUUCCUCACAAUGGAACCGAUCUCACUCGGGAGAGAGGCAUGGCAUUCUAUAAUGUGACAGUCAGUCUUGGCCGUCUCUUCAUGGCAUCAAUGCUCACUGCCGCCGACACCCUUCACAUUGGCGGCGCCGAGCACGUCGGGGGCUAUCACCAAGAAGACCUGAACGACAACACAUACAACAUCCGCGACGAGCUCAACGGGCUCAACAUGGACUUUAUGAGCUACGCCAUGUACUCAAUGGCCAACAAAGAUCCAAAAGCCCUCCUCAACCCAGACCGAUACCUUACCCUAGCACAAAAGACAUUCACCACCUUCUUCCAACACUUCGUCAGCAACAAUAUCUCCAUGGAAACCGGUGGCUGGGGCUAUCAGACAAUCAACGCCAGUCUACCCGAUACACUAGGUCCUAUCGUCGAGGUAGUCCACAAUUGGCUCCCGGGAACCAUAGCGACGACCUAUCAGGAUGAUAUGCGUCCCAUCUCGCACGCGAACAGAACAGUCGCAGCGCAUGUCUCUCAAAGAGUGGAACUCCUGCAAAUGAACGCCCUCGCGGUCUGGCUCAGCGUUGGAAUAAUGGGCUGGCUCAUCCUGACAACAUUUAUCGUCGCCAUCCUACAAAGACGAUACUUUGGCCGACUGGUUCGCAACGUCGAGUGCCUGGGCGACGUGCUAGUUCUCAUUGCUGGCAGCGCGAAUCUGCUGGAUGUUGUCCAGGAAAUACAGGCCGGUCGACUUUCCCCGGAAGAUUAUGAACAUUUGCGGACGCGGCUAGGUUGGUUUAUGGAUGAGGAUGGGAGGUUGAGAUGGGGCGUUGAGAUGGAGGAGGCGUUUAGGAAUGGGCCUGGGGUGCAGUGGGUUGCUGCGCCGUUUUUCUCGAAGAAGGGGACUAAUACGUGGAGUCUUUCGGAUGAGGAUAGGCAGUCGUAG